This is a messenger RNA of Naumovozyma castellii, 1287 nucleotides long. It is a transcript of the gene SNX4, whose product is annotated as Snx4p. The coding region runs from base 1 to 1287 and encodes 428 amino acids. The record is from RefSeq and is a predicted model, not a curated record. The transcript has a single exon. Lineage: Eukaryota; Fungi; Ascomycota; Saccharomycetes; Saccharomycetales; Saccharomycetaceae.
AUGAAUUUGAAGGCUCAGAAUGGAGAAAGGCUAAGCCAUGGGAAUGGGGAUGGGAAGGGAACGGGAAACAAACCAACGUAUACGUUUGAAAUCAUAGUAUCGGACCCACAGAAACAUGCCAGUGGUCCAAAUUCGUCUACUUCAUACGUUACGUAUCAAAUAUCCACAAGAACAAAUAAUCCAUCAUAUCAUAAGCGUAAGGGAGAUUCUGCUACUGAAAUUAUUGUCGUUCAUAGACGGUACAGUGAUCUGGUUUUGCUUCAUGAUAUACUUAUGAACGAUCAUCCAACAUGCAUAAUACCACCUUUGCCAGAUAAAAAAGUUUUACAGUACAUUGCUGGUGACAGGUUUAGUCAAAGAUUUACACAAAAAAGAUGCCAUAGUUUACAAAACUUUCUAAGAAGGGUUUCAUUACACCCCAUACUUUCCAAGUCCAAGAUAUUGGAAACAUUUCUUAUUGAUGCUGAUUGGGACGCAUAUAGGAAGAGUCUUUCAGGAAAUAUACAGACAAAUAAGGAAGAAGUCACAGAUGCGUUCAUGAAUGCCUUUAAGACUGUUCAUAAACAAAGUGAGGAAUUCGUUGAGAUAAAAGAGAAAAGUGAUAAGUUGGACCAUACACUAUCCAAACUAGAUAAGAACUUCCACAAGAUGACAAAGAAAAAUGAAUCCAUCUCAGAGGAUUAUGGGAAAUUAGAACAAACGUUACAGGAUUUAAAUGAACUGAUUUCUGGAGAUAAUGAACCAUUGGGUAGGAAACUAAAAUUUUUCAACGAGGGAAUAACUCAAUUGUCAUAUGGAUUAAAUGAUCUAAACAAAUAUAUUGAUUACGAAUAUAUUGUAGAUAUUAAGGAUUUGGAACAUUACAUUGGUAGUAUGAAUCAAUCUCUUAAAUUAAAGGAUCAGAAGCAAAUCGAUUUUGAAGAACUAAGGGAAUAUCUGGACAAAUCAAUAAAGGAAAAAACACAACUGACUUCAGGAUAUGGUGGUGGCAAUUUUUUCACAAAUAAACUGGAAGAAUUUACAGGGGCAAAUCAAGAGGCUAAUCGUCGUCAAAAGAUUGAGAAAUUAGAAAAUAAAAUUGAAUCAUUGACAUUGGAGUCUGAAGAUGCCAAGAAAGUUGCCGACGCAUUUGAACAAGAAACUCUAAAAGAAGUGACAUUAUUUGAAAACGUUAAAACAACGGAAUUAAAGAAUUCAUUAGGCAAUCUUGCCGACCAUCAUAUUGAAUUUUAUGAAAAGAUGGUGGAAACGUGGACCAAAAUUGACAAUGGACUACGUCAAUCGUAG